AAAGUUGUAUCAUUUAAAAUUCGUAACAGGGUUAAUUUAAGUAUCAAGAAAUAGAUUAAGUAUCAAGAAAUAGAUUAAGUAUCAAGAAAUCAAAACAUUUUUAUAUCGAUGAUAACACGAUCUUCUCUUUUUUUCAUUUUCGCAAAUUCAUGUUCAAAGGAAGGUGAUAAGACGUGGUAUUAACUUUUACUGGAGACUUAUUGGCGUGACACCGCUAAGCAUUUCGCUGGAACUUGUUUGGUAUCUCUCUCUAGGCAAUGUCUCUCUGUAUUUAUUCUAUUGUAUAUAUUAUCAUCCCAUUUUUAUAUUGUUUCCCAAUUAUAUUAGCUGAUCUGACAUUUCCGAACCUUUUACUGGUUUCUUUCGACGGUUUUCGAUGGGAUUACAUGACUCAUUCAAAUGCUACUUUGAAUAACUUUAAGUGGUUUAUCGAAAAUGGCGUUUCUGCACGACGUGGUCUACAAAAUGCCUUUAUUACGAAGACUUUCCCUAAUCACAUCACUUUAGUGACCGGUAUGUACGAAGAAAGUCACGGUAUAGUUGGUAAUAUAAUGUAUGAUCCUCUUUACAACGAUACCUUUUACGGUUCUAUUGAUCAAAUCAGAGACCCUAAGUGGAUGGACGACGGAGGUGAACCCAUAUGGGUGACUAACCAAAAGCAAAACACAAAGGCUAGAAGUGGAUGUGUUUACUGGGUCGGUGAUGGUGCUAGCAUAAAAGGGUUUAAACCAUACAGAUAUUUAGAAUUUAAUAAAAAUCAUUUGUUGAAUUUUACUAGCAGAAUAGACAAAAUUAUUGAGUGGUUCACAGACCCCUCUUAUCCUAUUAAUCUGGGGUUGUUAUAUUUCGAAGAACCAGAUCAUACCGGGCAUCUCUUUGGUCCUGAUUCACCAGAAAUUGAUAAACAAUUAACUGUCCUUAACAAUGAUUUAGGUUAUCUUAUUCGACGUUUAAACAACACAGGUUUACUUCCCAAAACUAAUGUCAUCAUAACCAGUGACCAUGGAAUGGCAUUUACGCCAGCAGAUAAAAUUAUUAACUUGGAUUUAUACAUCACGCCGUCUAAAUAUCAAAUUUUUCAAAGAAAUCCUAUUGGAAAUAUCCUACCUAAUAAAGAUGUUCCUAUUGAGCAGUUUGUAAAAAAUCUAUCAUCAGUGUCUCACUUACAUGUGUUUCUUAAGGAAGAUAUUCCAGAAAGUGCUCAUUACAAACACAAUCGCCGUAUUCAGCCUUUACUGUUGGUUCCCGAUGAAGGAUACACUCUCAAUUCAUCACAUUAUAGCUACCACAGACAAGGAGAACAUGGCUACAACAACUCUUUACUUGAUAUGCAUCCAAUUUUUAUGGCUUCUGGGCCAAGCCUUAAGAAAAACUUCUCAGUUGACAUGUUUGAAAAUGUUGAUUUAUACCCUUUGAUGUGUACACUUCUUGGUUUAAAACCUUCUCCUAAUAAUGGUAGUAUGAAGACUGUUCAAGCAUUUCUUAUCCCUAAAUAUUCAAGCAGCUUUACAACAUUUAUUACAUACAUCCUAAUUCUGUCUCUUACUGCAACAUUGGUUGGCAUCUACACUGUAGCUUCAUGUCGGCAACAGAGAAUGAAACACAAACACAUGUCAUUUUACACAUCUGGCAUAAAAUUCUUGGUUGCAUCGUCUGUUCAUCCAACUCAAACAUCUUUACUCUCUGAUUCAGAUGAUGAUGUCAUUCCAUAGAAUACAUUUGCUUUGGGUUUUUUCACACGAUGCUCUCCGUCUCUGUUAUCGCAAAGGAAAGUGGUGUUUGUUGUUUUUGUUUUGAUUUUCCAAGCAUUUAUCUAUACGAGACAUAUGUUGUGGUAUAUACGUACAUUGUUAUUUCUGUCCUCGCCAGUUUUGUUUUGGAUUCCAGUUGGAGAGGUUCAGUUAAGGGACGGAUUUCAUUACAGGAAUUAUUGAAGAAAAGAAAUUUGUUGAUCAUGGAUUUUUAUAUUCCUCUCUCUCUCUCUCUCUCUCCCUAUCUGUCUAUCUGUUUGUCUAUCUACCUUCAUACCUACCUAACUAACCCCUCACACACAUACAUGUGCUGAUCUCUGAUCACACACACACAUACAUGUGUAUACGUGUGUGUGUGUGAUCAGUACUUGUAUCUGAAAGAGAAGCGCAUAUAUAUAUAUAUAUUUUCUUUUUAAGAAGUUAAAAGUUGUGGCCAGUCAUAAAGCAACCGUUGGUUCCACAUCUAUAAAAUGCUUAGCAGUAUAGGAGACUUGUCAGACUCAAAUGGUUGAAGGCGCAUAACCUCUCUACAACUGGAGGAAGAAAUAUGCAACGGCCAGUUGCUUUUUUAAAAUUUUAUCUUUUUUUUCUUUGCUUACAAAACCAACUGACUGUUACAUAUUUCUUCCUCCAGUUGUAGAGAGAUUAUGUGCUUUCAGCCAUUUGAGUCUGAUGAGUCACCUGUACUGCUAAGUGCUUUAUAGGUAUGAAACCAAUGGUCAUUCUAUGACCAGCCAUAACUUUUAGCUUCCUAAAAAAUAUAUAUGUGUGAGUGUGUGUGUGUGUGUGUACAUAAGGUCUGCAAAUCUAAUGGAGGCCUCCAAAGACAUUCUAAAAUCCACAUUGAUCAGAACUUAACUGCAGCUCUUGGUGGUCCAAAGCAGAUAUGCAAUUUAUGUGGAUGUCUUUUCAAAACAUUGUCUGGUUUAAAAAGCCAUAUCAGAUGCCAUGAUGGCUCUAAGGUGUAGGUACAGGAGGUGGUCAGAAUCUACAUAAAGAGUAGACAAUCACCAUAUAUUUGUAUGUAUGUAUGUACAUAAGUAUGUAGUGGCAUGUAGCUUAGUGGUUAUAAUGUUCAUAAGAUAGUGGUUUCGAUUCCUGGACCAGCCGACGUGUUGUGUUCUUGAGGAAAACACUUCAUUUCACGUUGCUCCAGUCCACUCAGCUGGAAAAUAUGAGUAAUCUCACAACGGACUGGUGUCCCGUCCAGGUGGGGGGGAUAUAUAAGCCAUGGAAAAUGGGAAACCAGCCGUCUGAGUCUACACGACUCGGGAAGGAACUUUACUUUACUUAUGUAUGUAUGUAUAUAUGUGUGUGUACAUACAUGCAUGUGUUCGUUAGUAUAUGUUUAUGAUUUUAUUUAUUUUCAAUAGUAUGUUGAGUGUAUCCAUGAACAAAAAUUAUUGUAGGUCCUUAUUGAUUGUUCUUUAUUUAUUUAUUGGAAGAGGGUGUAUAUAUGAAGUACGCAUCUUGCUUUGCUUAAAUCCUAGAUUUACUUUACUUGAUAAGACUAUCUUUAUCCAGCAGCCACGAAAAACCAUCUACAUGGUUGCCCCCAUCUCCUAGAAAUAUCAACUACAUUACUCUGAAUCACAAACUACCAUUUAGAAAAAGAAAGAAUACAUUAGACAUUAAUUUUAAUCCUACUUUAUUUAAGUUUUAUCUGUUGCAGCUGAUCUAUGUUAAUCAUAGAGGAAGGGAGCUGGCUACAUAUUCUCUUAGGAGCAGUCAACUAACUGUCAGACCAUUAGAGGACUACCUCUUCUUUUUUUUUUUUCCCCACACAUCAAUAGUAUAGAAAUAACAUGUUUACAUUAUUAUUUAACCCACAGUAAGGCUUUGUAAUAUCUAAAUUUAUUUUAGUCUUAGACAUAUUAAAAAAGGUGGAAUGGUCACAGCUGGGAGACUGAUAACAGGCUUGCUCAGUGAGGGCUGACCUCAAGGCUAAACAAUAACAACUGCAGAGUCAGUAGAGAGUUUGUAACAUUUCCCACUUUUCCAUUUAUCAGUCACUUUUUAUCCAUUCUGUGAUAAAUAUUCAAUAUUGGAGGAUUUUUCGUAACUCUCUUCAGCAUUCAAAUUCCUCUGUCAAAUGUAACACUUGUUUCUUCACAUUGUUUUGAAUUAAUCAUGAAAUUAUCUUGUAGCUUUGAGAUUUUGAUAAUGUGAUUGUUUAUUUUUAGAAUGACAUUGUAGGGUAGGUGUGAGAGGCUGGAUCAGACCAGUUUAAACAUAAAAUGGAAAAUAUUUGGGUUGGAUAUGCUGAAGAGUUAAGCUGCUUUUUGAAGCAGAAUUGACAUGACAUUUCAAUGGAAGUGGUGUCAUACAGCCAGGAGUGGUCUCAGGCAUUUUGAUACCACAGGGUUAUACUGUAGAGAACAGUCAGACUUCUGUAGGUCCAUAUAUGUCAACAAAUAAACAAUAGAUUUGAUCUGGAAUGUAAUCUAGGAAGAUAUAAACUUCAUAUUUCCUCUUGUCCAAGAAUAGUCAAUCAGGAAAAUUAAGAAUCAAGUGAAAAACAUUAAUGAAUUUAUGUCAUUAAAGGUACAUAAUUUAUUUGUUAAAAAUAUAUUAUUUAUACCAUUUAAGGUAUAUAAAUUAUAUCAUGAAGGGUAUAUAAUUUAUAUCAUUAAAAGACAUAAUUUAUAUCCUUAGAGGUAUAUAAAUCAUAUCAUAAAUGUUAUAUAAAUUACAUUGUUAAAGGUAUAUAAUUUAUAUCAUUGACACUAUAUAAAUUAUAUCUUUAAAGGUAUAUAAUUUAUAUUGUUAAAGAUAUAUAAUUCGUAUCAUCAAAGGUAUAUAAUUUUAUAUCAUUAAAGUUAUAUAGUUUAUAUCAUUUAAAUUAUAUAAAUUAUACCAUUAAAGACGUAUAAUUUAUAUCAUUAAAGGUAUAUAAUCUACGCUGUUAUUAUUUGUCUGCUGUGUUUAACAGAAAUUUAUCAAGUUGUAAUUAUUUCUGCCUUGUUUUACAAAGCUUUUUAAUGGCAAAGUUCACUCAAAUGUUUAAUGAAUAUAAAUAGUGUAAAAAGAAAAAAAGAAUGGUUGUACGGGAUACAGGGUUGGCUGUGUGGUUAAGAAGCUUCUUUUGCAACCACAUAGUUUCGGGUUCAGUCCCACUGCAUGGCACCUUGGGCAAGUGUUUUCUACAAUAGUCCCAUUUUAACCAAUUCCUUGUGUGUGAAUUUGGUUGAUGGAAACUGUGUGGAAGCUCAUUUUUAUAUAUACAUAUAUAUGUGCGCGUGUGUAUAUAUAUAUCAUCAUCAUCAUCAUCGUUUAACGUCCGCUUUCCAUGCUAGCAUGGGUUGGACGAUUUGACUGAGGACUGGUGAAACCGGAUGGCAACACCAGGCUCCAAUCUAAUUUGGCAGAGUUUCUACAGUUGGAUGCCCUUCCUAACGCCAACCACUCAGAGAGUGUGUGUGUGUCUGUGUUUGUCCCUGUCAACACCAGCAUUUGACAUCUGGUACUUAUUUGUUUAUGAACCGUAACUUAACAGUUCAGCAAAAGGGACCAAUAUAAUAACUAAGUACCAGACUUUAAAAAACAAAGUACUGGGGGUUAACUUGUUUGAUUAAAACCCUUCAAAGCAGUGCCCCAGCAUGGCCGUAGUUUAAUGAUAGUAACUAAUAAAAGAUAUAUGAAUAUAUACAACCACAUGGUUCUGGGUUCAGUCCCACUGUGUGGCACCUUGGGCAAGUGUCUUCUACUAUAGCCUCGGGCCGACCAAAGCCUUGUGAGUGGAUUUGGUAGACGGAAACUGAAAGAAGCCUGUCGUAUAUAUUUUUAUACAUAUAUAUAUAUAUAUAUAUGUGUGUGUGUGUGUAUAUGUUUGUGUGUCUGUGUUUGUCCCCCUAACAUCGCUUGACAACCGAUGGUGGUGUGUUUACGUCCCCGUAACUUAGCGGUUCGGCAAAAGAGACCGAUAGAAUAAGUACUAGGCAUCCAAAGAAUAAGUCCUGGUGUUGAUUUGCUCGACUAAAGGCGGUGCUCCAGCAUGGCCACAGUCAAAUGACUGAAACAAGUAAAAGAGUAUAU
Molecule: messenger RNA, 5786 nt
Organism: Octopus bimaculoides (California two-spot octopus)
Lineage: Eukaryota; Metazoa; Mollusca; Cephalopoda; Octopoda; Octopodidae
Product: bis(5'-adenosyl)-triphosphatase enpp4
Source: RefSeq, a predicted model, not a curated record